Molecule: messenger RNA, 1710 nt
Organism: Babesia sp. Xinjiang
Lineage: Eukaryota; Apicomplexa; Aconoidasida; Piroplasmida; Babesiidae
Exons: 7
Coding region: 1-1710 (569 amino acids)
Cellular component (GO): nucleus; cytosol
Molecular function (GO): DNA binding
Source: RefSeq, a predicted model, not a curated record
AUGGCACCAUUUUCAUACCUAAGACGAGCUACUGAUGCUAGGAUACUUCGUCGACUGUUAAGCCUUGACGAGAGCGCGCUGCCGCAAAAAAUCAAAUUUGUGGCCGCCAAGGCGCUUGGAGCCAAACAGCCAGAUGUGCACGACAGCUGUGAUACUAACUCUCAAUCAUUACGGCAGAAGGCUUUUAAACGCCACGAUGUCGCAAAAGGCGAUCUCGCAGCCCUUAUACAAGAAAGGGUGUCACACACCUCCCCGGAAGAAUGGACGACAAGUGCAAUAAUAGCCGUUGUCUAUUACCUAUCAAGGGCACAGGUGCCAUUACUAAGAGAUACUGAAGAUAUCUUCCGCCGGAAGGUCGCGCAAACUGAUGAACUCAACUUAAUAGACAUAUGGCAAGCGCUCAGUGCCGCCAGCGCGUUACGAGUUAACAUCCCAGUGGAGAAUCUGAAGAGACACAUUGAAGUCAACACUCAUCAGCUACUGACUGGGGCAAGAUGUAAAAACGUCUCAUCGGCGUUAAAUGCGAUAUCAGCAUAUGGCGAGGCUUUGGCGACCAGUACCUUGGUAAACAUUGCAAAGCAUUAUCUUACGGAUAUGCAACAGACGACCGAUUUCAAGGAUGCUUCUAACUUCGUAAACGCACUGGUGUUGCAAACCAGCUUCACAAUGAAGGAAAGGCGAAAUCAGUUGGGGGAUCCCAAAGAAACGGGACAACAGGAUAUAUGGAAAUCCCUCAUCAAAGCAGUAUAUGACGUAAUACAAGAUUCUAACGAACGCAUGGAACCGACAUGUAAUGAUCUAGAGGGGAUGGCAGACGUACUAGAUGCAAUGGUCAUGUUCAAUGACGUGAACCACAUCGACGAUCUACAGUAUACUCAGACGGUACAACAGAUACAUAGAUUGGUGGACAAGAUACACAAAUGUCUAAUAGAGUCCCUGUCAGUGGUGGACUUACAAUCACAUGCGCCUGAAGAUAAUGACAAAUUGUCAAGACGUAACGUUGAACCAAGGGUACUCAGGGUGAUACUGCGGUGUUUGAUUAGCGCGAGGCUAAACCAUAAGGGGCUACUUGGAGCUAUUGUAGAUGUCUAUCGCAAACGACCUGAUGUUUGGAGCGCUCAAGGAACCGCAGACAUACUGCACAGUGUCGUCUUUUUUGGAAUACAAGGACCAGAGGCAAGAGAUAUUGCAAAACAUAUGAUAGAAAGACACAAAAAUGGAUUAUACCGCCAUGUAGACCCGAAUGAAAUCAUAGUGGACGCCUGUGUACUGGCUGUGCAGGACGAUACAGAGCUGUGCCAUAGACUCGUUGCAAGAAUACUAGAGGAAACAAUUAAUGACCACGAACUGGCACUAGCAAUGCUUGUUAUGCAACUUAGCAAUAUAGGGUAUGCUAGGAUUCCUCUCAAGACGAUCGCAAAGGCAGCGCAAAAUGCACAAGCCAUGCCUCAUAACCAACAGGAAAAACAGAUGCAAGAGGAGGCGAAGCGUGAGAGCAUAUUGGAAGCUAGACGCAUGACACUACGCACACUAUUGACUGUGGAAGCGCAAGAGAGACUUAACCGUAUAGCUAUGGUCAAGCCGGAGAAAGCGACACAGAUUGAAAACUUCCUACUACAGACCACGUUCAAAUCUGGAAGACGCAGUAAAAUGGGAGACGACGAACUCAAACAUCUUAUAGAGGUAAGCGAUGACCUGCAUAAGAUCUAA